This is a messenger RNA of Sapajus apella (tufted capuchin), 586 nucleotides long. It is a transcript of the gene U2AF1L4, whose product is annotated as U2 small nuclear RNA auxiliary factor 1 like 4. The record is from RefSeq and is a predicted model, not a curated record. Gene Ontology annotation, cellular component: spliceosomal complex; U2AF complex. Gene Ontology annotation, biological process: mRNA splicing, via spliceosome. Gene Ontology annotation, molecular function: metal ion binding; pre-mRNA 3'-splice site binding. NCBI's taxonomy places the organism in Eukaryota, Metazoa, Chordata, Mammalia, Primates, Cebidae.
AGGAACGGAAGUGACGUGGAGCAGCCAGACCUAGAGGGCUCGGGUAAAAAUGGCUGAAUAUUUAGCUUCGAUAUUCGGGACUGAGAAGGACAAGGUUAACUGCUCUUUUUACUUUAAGAUCGGGGCCUGCCGGCACGGGGACCGGUGCUCCCGGCUUCACAACCAGCCGACUUUCAGCCAGGAGGUGUUCACGGAACUGCAGGGGAAGUAUGGGGAGAUCGAAAAGAUGAAAGUGUGCGACAACCUUGGGCACCACCUCGUGGGCAACGUCUAUGUCAAGUUCCGGCGGGAGGAGGAUGCAGAGCGGGCUGUGGCGCUCAAUAACCGGUGGUUCAAUGGGCAAGCUGUGCACGCCGAGCUGUCUCCUGUCACCGACUUCUGGGAGUUAUGCUGUCGCCAGUAUGAAAUGGGGGAAUGUACCUGAGGUGGCUUCUGCAACUUCUUCCGGCCCAUUUCCCGAAACCUCAGGCGGCAGCUCUAUGGGCAGGGACCCAGGUGCAGGUCACCGCCAAGGUCCCAUACUGGCCACCGUCCCCGAGAGAGAAACCGCCGGCAUUCCCCAGAUCACCGGCAUGGCCGCUUCUGA